GCCGUGGAGGGGAAUAUGGAUAACUUCAUGGUGCAGAUUAAGAACUUGGCGCAGUCGCUGUACCCGUGCUCUGCGCAGAAACUGGAGCAAGACAUGAAGCUGCACUUUGUCAAGAAUGCGUCUGUGACGUGCAAUGAUGGGUCGCCUGCAGGGUACUACAUCAAGGAGUCAAAAGGAAGCAAGAGGUGGCUGCUGUUUUUAGAAGGUGGAUGGUACUGUUUCAACAGGCAGACCUGUGUCAGUAGGUAUGAGACCAUGAGGAGACUGAUGAGCUCCACCGAGUGGCCACAAACCAGAACAGGAACGGGAAUUCUGUCUCCCCAGCCAGAGGAAAACCCGCACUGGUGGAACGCCAACAUGGUGUUCAUCCCAUACUGCUCCAGUGACGUGUGGAGCGGAGCCACCCCAAAGACACAUCACAGUGACUAUGCGUUCAUGGGCUCACUGAUCAUUAAGGAGGUCGUGAAUGAGCUUCUGACAAAAGGUCUGGACAACGCCAAGGUUCUUCUUCUGGCAGGAAGCAGUGCGGGCGGCACAGGGGUCCUGCUGAACGUGGACCAUGUUGCUGAGCAGCUGCAGUCACAGGGCUACACGGGGGUGCAGGUGAGGGGCCUGGCGGACUCCGGAUGGUUCCUGGACAACAAACAGUACAAGUUCACAGAGUGCCUGGACACCAUCAGCUGUGCCCCCACUGAGGCCAUAAAGAGAGGUGUCAGGUACUGGGGCGGGCUGGUUCCUGAAAGCUGCGGACAGGCCCAUGUUGGAGAGGAGUGGAACUGUUUCUUUGGAUAUAAAGUUUACUCCUCGUUAAAAAGCCCAGUGUUCGUGGUGCAGUGGCUGUUUGAUGAGGCCCAGCUGACUGUGGACAACAUCCACCUGACGGGACAACCCGUCCACGAGGCCCAGUGGAGGUACAUAGAGACCCUGGGGCAGGAGCUGAGGAGCACGCUGCGGGACGUACCGGCGAUGUUUGCUCCGGCCUGCUUGUCUCAUGAGCUCAUAACCAGAAGUUACUGGAUGGACAUUCAGGUGAAGGGCACCUCUCUGCCCCGCGCCCUCCACUGCUGGGACCGCAGCCUCCAGGACAACCUCCACAUCAACGGCAGCCACGGCAACCACAGCCACCACAGGCACAAGACCCCGCCCAUGAGGGGUUGCCCCCAGCAUCUGAUUGACAGCUGCCCGUGGCCUCACUGUAACCCCACCUGCCCGACCAUCCGGGACCAGCUGACGGGACAUGAAAUGAGUGUGAUCCAGUUCCUGAAGCACUUGGGCUUCGAUGUGCAGAAGAUGGCUCAGCAGCAGGGCAUGGACCCCAGGAGGCUGCUGGGAAUUCUAAAUAAUGGGAACUGA
Messenger RNA from Limanda limanda (common dab), 1353 nucleotides. It is a transcript of the gene notum1b, whose product is annotated as notum, palmitoleoyl-protein carboxylesterase b. Lineage: Eukaryota; Metazoa; Chordata; Actinopteri; Pleuronectiformes; Pleuronectidae. Bases 16 to 1353 code for a protein of 445 amino acids. The record is from RefSeq and is a predicted model, not a curated record. The transcript is spliced from 11 exons. Gene Ontology annotation, molecular function: hydrolase activity.